This is a messenger RNA of Aspergillus aculeatinus CBS 121060, 2554 nucleotides long. Its product is annotated as putative AAA family ATPase. Bases 314 to 2554 code for a protein of 746 amino acids. The record is from RefSeq and is a predicted model, not a curated record. The transcript has 2 exons. NCBI's taxonomy places the organism in Eukaryota, Fungi, Ascomycota, Eurotiomycetes, Eurotiales, Aspergillaceae. Gene Ontology annotation, cellular component: cytoplasm. Gene Ontology annotation, molecular function: ATP binding; ATP hydrolysis activity.
CUAUACUCUGGCUCUUCCCUUGACAGAAAUGGCUCAAAUAUAGCGAGCUCUUGACAAUCGCCCGCCUAUCCACAAAGCUCUUCUUCACUUUAUAGAAGGCACUCGACCUCGUCAGUCCUUGGUGCGCACUCGAAGUGUUCGCUCUCCUUGUUCCUCGGCCAUUGCAUCCCGCGCGACCAUCGGAAAAUGAUUUAGUCCAAUUAAUAUUGAAACCUCCUUUACUUCGUGAUCUGCCUUAUUCUAGAAGAGUGAGAUUAUUCCAACCGAAGCCAAUCUCUUCCGGCCGAUACUUCCAAGCUUCGCAUUAUACACCAUGUCUGAGACUCGGUCUUUCACCGUUCGACCGCUCUCGAAACAGACCAGAAACGAUCAUCGAGAUGCCUUUCGCGUAUACCUAUCAUCUUCCUCGUUAGCCGCUCUUAGACUUAGGGCUGGCGAUGUUUGCGCCCUCUAUAUCUCUGGAGAAGGUUCCAAAAAUGCUAUAGCCUGGAAUGCAGUUGAGAAUAUCCAGAAUACCGUCGUUCAGACUUCUCGGACUCUUCAGGAUUGCUACGGAUAUAAGAUUGGCGAAAAAGUUACUAUCAGCAAAGUUGAUGGGCCACUCGAAGAAGCACAGACGGUCUCCUUAGUGGAUUGCUCAGAUGAUGACAAGAUCACUAAGUUUGGCAUCAUACCCUCCAGCGACAUAAGCCAUUGGGCAUGGUCACUUGAAUUCCCUCUGGCGAGAUGUGAUGCAAUUGCCAUCGGUCUUGUUUUCGAACUGGAGCUUAGAGGCCAGCGACGCAGUUUCAAAGUGGCCGGCAUGUCAGGCCAAAGUCAAAACAGUGAUCAUACCUUGCUCAAAUUCACAGACACUAGCAAAAUCAUCAUCGGUGAGGACGUGGCACCAGUGAGUCGUAGGGAGUCCUAUCUGAAAGUGAAUUCAGAUGGCUUGGGUGGGAUGCAGUCACAGAUCGAUAGUAUCAACGAGAGUCUUGCUGAUUUCAACUCGGAUGCCAGUACUCUGACCAUGCCCCCAUUCUAUGAGCAUAGUCGAGGCAUAUUGCUCUAUGGUCCUAAGGGAACCGGCAAGACGGCGCUAUUGGGCCAAAUCCAAGCGGCGGGGUGGAGAAAGACCUUCAACAUUGGCUCCUCUACCUUUGGUAGGAACUCUGGUGACGCUGAAACAAAGCUGCGCAAUGCUUUUCAGGACGCAAUGCGUUGUCAACCAAGUGCUAUAAUCAUCGAUCAACUGGAGUAUAUAGCGCCGAGAAGAACCACCGUGGAGACCCAAUCAUUGACGGCCGCUGUGUGCGAGUGUCUGGACAUGGUGAAAGGCGCUCUAGUUUUGGUUGUGGCCGCGACUCGGCACCCGAACGAUGUUGAUGAUGUUUUAAGGACACCCCAUCGAUUAGCGAUUGAGAUCGAGCUUCAAGUGCCAACAGCGCAGGCUCGAAGUGAAAUCCUACAUGCCAUAUGCGGAAACCCAUCCCCUACGCUGAGUGACACGCUAAUAGAUCUCAUAGCGGAAAAAACGCAUGGUUAUGUCGGUGCUGAUCUAUUUGCAUUGCUUCAAUUGGUCUGUCGAAAGGCGCGAAAACGCCAAUCGACGGAGGAUUAUAUUUGUGCCACUGAUAAUGGCUCAAAUACGGGCCGAAUGGCUUUGGACGCAAAUAGACCCCUCGAAAUCGAGGAUGAUGAUGUUCUUUCUGCUCUACAGGAGACACGACCAACUGCAAUGCGGGAGGUAUUCCUGGAAACCCCUAAAGUGAGAUGGUCGGACAUUGGUGGACAGCAUGAGAUUAAAAGACGCCUACAGAAGGCAGUGGAGAGACCUCUGAAGCAUCCACAACGAAUGAAGAGAUUGAACGUAAACAGUAAAAAGGGAAUUUUGCUAUAUGGGCCACCGGGUUGCUCCAAGACGCUGACCGUGAAAGCACUGGCUACGGAAGCAGGAUUGAACUUUCUGGCAGUCAAAGGUGCUGAAAUCCUGAGCAUGUACGUUGGAGAGUCAGAAAGAGCACUACGGGAGAUUUUCCGAAAGGCACGGUCCGCGAGGCCUAGUAUCGUCUUCUUCGAUGAGAUUGAUGCAAUAGCCUCAAGGCGUGGCAGCUCAUCUCAGGGCGGGGUCAAUGUUCUUACAACACUAUUGAACGAGAUGGACGGAAUUGAAGAGCUGAGGAAUGUGUUGGUCGUCGCGGCCACAAACAAGCCUGAGGUCAUUGAUCCGGCCUUGAUGCGACCAGGCCGUCUGGAUAAUAUCCUUUAUAUAGGGCCUCCAGAUUUCGAGGCCCGGAAGGAGAUCCUGAGCAUCUGGUUCAGUAAGUCUGUGGUCCAUCCCGAAGUAGAGAUAGAAGCUCUAGCUGGGAAAAUGGAAGGAUACUCCGGAGCGGAGAUUGUUAGUAUAUGCGAGACAGCCGGUGAUGCUGCCUUAGAUGAGGAAGAGGAAACCGGACAGGAGCAGGACAUUCGAUUGAAACAUUUCGAAUACGCACUCCAGCAGGUUCGCAGGCAAAUAACAGCCGCCGUUGUGGAGGAGUACGAACGAUGGGGUAACGCUACAGCCGAUAUUUAG